Euleptes europaea (tarantolino) is the source of this 844-nucleotide messenger RNA. RefSeq names its product fibronectin type III domain containing 4 (gene FNDC4). The coding region runs from base 29 to 688 and encodes 219 amino acids. The transcript has 6 exons. Gene Ontology annotation, molecular function: protein binding. Lineage: Eukaryota; Metazoa; Chordata; Lepidosauria; Squamata; Sphaerodactylidae. The record is from RefSeq and is a predicted model, not a curated record.
CGAUGAGCAGCGGCGCCCGGCCGCGGCCAUGGCUCCCAUCCCCGCGUACCUCAACCCGGCCGCGGUCCUGAUGCUGGUCAGCUGCGACCUGUGCCUGGUGCGCGCAAAUAGACCUCCUUCCCCCGUCAAUGUAACCGUCACCCAGCUCAAAGCAAAUUCAGCAACCGUCUCCUGGGAUGUCCCCGAGGGAGACGUCAUUAUCGGCUAUGCCAUCUCACAGCAGCGGCAAGAUGGACAGAUGCAGAGAUUCAUCCGAGAGGUUAACACCACGAACCGGGCUUGCGUGCUGUGGGACCUGGCAGAGGAUGCGGACUACAUCAUCCAAGUACAGAGCGUCGGUCUCUAUGGGGAAAGCCAGGCCAGCAAGAGAGUCCAUUUCCGCACCCUGAAGCAGAGCGAUCGUCUCCCGUCCAACAGCUCCAACCAGGGAGACAUUACUGUGGAAGGGUUGGACAAGGAGCGUCAGCUGCAGACGGGGGAGAUUAUCAUCAUUGUGGUGGUGCUGCUCAUGUGGGCAGCGGUCAUUGCACUCUUUUGCAAGCAAUAUGACAUCAUCAAGGAUAACGAUUCCAACAACAACAAGGAGAAGACCAAGCCUUCUUCGGAACACAGCACUCCGGAGCGGCCAACGGGGGGCCUCCUGCGCAGCAAGAAGAAAACGCCAUCUGUCAAUAUCAUCGAAGUGUAGCUGUGACUGCAGGCCAAGAGCCUUCUAGGACUCUGGGACCUCACUGUGCUCCUGGCCUGGCUCCCCACCUGCAUGCGAAGAAUUCAUGCUUCUUGCCCCCCAUCGAGGGAAUCUGCAUGGAGCAGCUGGCGCAGGGUGCAUGCAGAAGCCAGUCUC